AAUAAGGCGGGACCAAGGGAGAAACCGAGACAAACACAGCAAGAUCGGAGCUAUGGCGGAAGAUCUGGUGCUCGACACGGCGAUCAGAGAUUGGGUGCUGAUACCGCUGUCAGUGGUGAUGGUCCUCAUCGGCAUCCUCCGCUACUUCGUCUCCAAGCUCAUACGCUCCUCUCAGAUUCCCGAUCUCAAGAUCGUCAAAGAAGGGCAGGUGAUUGUUAGGGCUCGGAACUUGCGUGCUGGUGCUAAUUUUAUUCCUCCUAAGUCGUUUCGCUCUCGCAAGGUUUACUUCAGUAAUGAGGAAAAUGGGUUACUUCAUGUUCCUAAAGGUCAGGCUCAAAAUGUACAAGCACAAAUGUUCUCUGAUCCUAAUAUGGCUAUGGACAUGAUGAAGAAAAACCUCUCCAUGAUCAUUCCUCAGACUCUAACAUUUGCAUGGGUCAACUUUUUCUUCUCUGGAUUUGUUGCAGCAAAGAUACCCUUUCCUCUGACUCAAAGGUUCAGAGCAAUGUUACAGAAUGGGAUUGACCUGAGCACCGUUGAUGUUAGCUAUGUUAGUAGUCGCUCAUGGUACUUCCUCAAUUUGUUCGGAUUGAGGGGACUUUUUAGCCUCAUUCUGGGAGAAGAAAAUGCUGUGGAUGAUACACAACGUAUGAUGCAAAUGGGUGGAUUUGGCUUUGAUCCUACAAAGAGCUUGAGCGCUGAGAAAGACAGUCUGGAUAUAAUUCAGCAUGAGUGGGCCCUCCCAAAAUUUGAGCAUCAUGCUGAAGCAGUACUGAAGAAACUCAUCAGCUGAACAUGGCCAACAUACAAUCAGCUAAUUACUGAGUUAAGCUCAGGGUUGUUCUUGAGAUUCUCAUUCAAUCUCACUGGGAUUCAGCCUUUUUGACCAAUGAAGCUGAUAUAACGUCGCAAAAAAUUGCACAAACUUAUAGACACCAGUAUUUAGGCUUUACUUUGUAUUCAGCUUCUGUUACCACCAUGAAGAAGAUUGGUUCAUGUCGUGUUAUAUCUUCCUGCCCAAGGGUGAGAGAUAUUACCUUUUUCUGUGACUGUCGGAUAAAUAGUUAAAGUUCAGGGACACGGAAAGAGCGGUAAUUGAAACAUAUUGAUUGAUAGGUGACAUUUUUAUGACCUUUAUCUUUGAGAUUUUGAACGCAAAAUUGAUGGCCAUCAAGUAUUUACUGCCCUCUGAAAAUUUCAUUUCAAGACAACAUAAACAUCACAGGUAGAC
Rubroshorea leprosula is the source of this 1231-nucleotide messenger RNA. Lineage: Eukaryota; Viridiplantae; Streptophyta; Magnoliopsida; Malvales; Dipterocarpaceae. The record is from the annotation of a GenBank genome assembly.